Messenger RNA from Fukomys damarensis (Damara mole-rat), 824 nucleotides. Its product is annotated as DPEP2 neighbor protein-like. The coding region runs from base 71 to 406 and encodes 111 amino acids. The record is from RefSeq and is a predicted model, not a curated record. The transcript is spliced from 2 exons. Lineage: Eukaryota; Metazoa; Chordata; Mammalia; Rodentia; Bathyergidae.
CUACUCAAAUGUGGGAAAACUUCCCUACCAGUUCUUUAGUAGACACACGUCUUUGGUUGCCUGGAGGAGGAUGUCUGACCAGAUCUCCUACAUUCAGGCUAAGUUGCCACCUUUCUCCUGGGAGUGCAAUCCAGCUGCAGCAGUGCUGCCCACAGCUCCUCCUAUACCUGUUUACUACCAUGUCCGGUACCGAGGAUGUACAGAAACCCAGGUGAGCUGGCACGGAGAGACUUACUGCCUGGUUGGUGGCUACCGGGCCUAUGGGGAUGCUGCCAUUGCCACCCCAGCAAAGGCCAGAGAAGAGAAGCCAACAUCCAGGUGGGUCUAUGUGGAUGCUUGUAUUAUCAGCCCAGCAAAGAUCGAAGCACAGAAGCCAGCAUACAUGCGGGUUCCCAAGAAACCUUGAGCUAUUGUAGAGUCUCUCUCCAGUGAAAAUAAGCCAUUGCUUCCCACAGGCUGGCUGGCUGUUGUUGUUUUUCUGAUUUGGAGGAAUUAUUUUGCUGUAGAAGUCAUAAUCCUUUAUACUCACGAGUGACUCUGAACUUUGUUCUCUUUAUAUUUCUUUAGCGGGGUGUAGGAAAAUGGAAUGAAUAAUUGGACAGAACCUAUACCCUUCAGGGCAAGGUUAUACAAUACAAUUUACUGAUCUGAUUUUUGUAUCUUUCUAUGGGGAAUAAUCCUCUGCCUCAAGAAAGGGUAGUCAUGGGCUGGGUAUUUACCAAGCCACCUGCCUUGCAAGUGCAAGGUCUCAAGUUCAAGCCGCUGUACAAAAAAAAAAGUUUGUCGUUACAUAAGGCUUUCUUACGUCAUAAGACAGGGUCUUG